UCUUUCUUGCAGAAUAUUUUUUGUAGAAAAGCAGAACUCGGAGACAGACGGCAGGAAGCUGACAGAGAAGCACUGAGCAUCACCCCGGGGCCUGAUCAGCAGUCACAGCCCUCGCCAUGAGCCGGAAAGUUGUCCGCACCAGCAAGUUCCGCCAUGUCUUCGGCCAACCGGUGAAAGCCGACCAGUGCUACGAUGACAUCCGAGUGUCGCAAAACACCUGGGACUCCAACUUCUGUGCCGUCAACCCCAAGUUCCUGGCCAUUGUGGUAGAGGCCAGCGGGGGCGGAGCUUUCCUGGUCUUGCCUCUGGCUAAGACCGGUCGUCUGGAUAAGUCACAGCCCGUGGUCUGCGGUCACACGGCCGCAGUGCUGGACAUUGAUUGGUGCCCCCACAACGACAAUGUCAUUGCCAGCGGCUCAGAAGACUGCAGCGUCAUGGUGUGGGAGAUCCCGGAUGGAGGUCUGACCCGCUCACUCACAGAACCCAUCGUCACCUUGGAAGGGCACACAAAGCGGGUGGGAAUUGUCCUCUGGCACCCGACCGCCCAGAAUAUAUUGCUGAGUGCAGGCUGUGACAACGUCAUCCUGAUCUGGGACGUGGGGUGCGGGCAAUCGGUCAUCUGCAUAGAUGAGACGCACACGGACCUCAUAUACAGCGUGGCCUGGAACCAGGACGGCAGUCUCAUCUGCACCUCAUGUAAAGACAAGAAGAUUCGGGUCAUUGAGCCCAGAGCCGGAACCAUUGUAGCGGAGAAGGAUAAGCCCCACGAGGGCAGCAGACCGGUCCGCGCCAUCUUUGUGUCCGAUGAUAAGAUCCUGACCACUGGAUUCAGCAGAAUGAGCGAGAGGCAGUUGGCCUAUUGGGACACGAAGUCCCUGGACGAGCCGCUGACCCUGCAGGAGCUGGACAUGAGCAGCGGGGUCCUCAUCCCGUUCUUCGACCCCGACACCAACAUCGUCUACCUGUGCGGGAAGGGGGACAGCAGUAUUCGGUAUUUCGAGGUGACGGACGAGGCUCCGUACGUUCAUUACCUGUCGCUGUACAGCAGUAAAGAGUCUCAGCGGGGGCAGGGCUACAUGCCCAAGAGGGGCCUGGAGGUCAGCAAGUGUGAGAUCGCCAGGUUUUACAAGUUACACGAGAGGAAAUGUGAGCCGAUCGGCAUGACGGUGCCCAGGAAGUCGGACCUCUUCCAGGAGGACUUGUACCCGGACACUGCGGGCCCGGAUGCCGCUCUCACCGCGGAGGAAUGGUUGUCGGGGAAGAACGCCGGGCCCCUGCUCAUCUCAUUGAAGGACGGGUACACUCCCAGCAAGAGCAGAGAGCUCAAAGUCACCAAAAAUAUCCUCAGCACCCGUCUACACAAACGCAGCCAGGCAUCCCAUGAGGAGUUCACCCUGGAGCAUCUCUUGGAGGAUAUAAAACAACUGAAGGCGACCGUGGCACAACAAGAGAAGAGGAUCGCACAGCUGGAGGAAGCCAAAUAGCUACAGACCCCCCCCUCCCCCCAUAUCACUGGCAGGACCACACUGCCAAUCCCAUCCAUCAGAGUGCCUGAAAUAAAAACUGUCUGUAUUGCAGAACUACAUUUUCUCCUUCGUUUUCCUAAGUGCCCUGAAAGAAUUCCAUUGGCUGCUAUGGGCAAUGGAUGUUUUGAUAAAUGGGCCCCUUUCCUAUGAGUAUGGGCCCUCUGGGUCUGGAAUGAAAAUGUUACCCCCGGGGGCACCUUGGCUUCACGCUGGACUAAAAAAAAUAUGUGGCAGCACAGACAGUUCUUAUUUCAGGGACGUGGAUAAAUAAAGCCCUUUGUGGGCCCCUCACAUGUGUGGCUAUUUGGGGCCCAAGCACUGUACUGGGAAAUUCGGGGGGAUGCAGGAAGCCCCUUUAAAGUGGAGCAAAAUCCGAUGUUUUAGUCCUGGAUAGAGUGGGGGGGUUUGAGUCCCGGCUGAGUUUUUAUUGCUGUGUCAGGGAGAAGGCGGAGGAAUAAAAAGAAUAAGAACCCCCCUCCCCCACUCUGUCCUGGACGGGCCGGAGCUCCACUUUAAAUGCAGAUUUCCCCCAAAGCUCUGAUGGUGUAAAUACUCCGCUGUCCAGAAUCUCGUGUCACCCAAUAAAACGUUUCCUUGUCUGUUCUGAACCCGAGAUAGAAAAUGCCCAAUAAAAUGUUUUUACUUUGGA
Molecule: messenger RNA, 2175 nt
Organism: Rana temporaria (common frog)
Lineage: Eukaryota; Metazoa; Chordata; Amphibia; Anura; Ranidae
Gene: CORO1A
Product: coronin 1A
Exons: 11
Coding region: 117-1484 (455 amino acids)
Biological process (GO): actin filament organization; cell migration
Molecular function (GO): actin filament binding
Source: RefSeq, a predicted model, not a curated record